This is a messenger RNA of Cloeon dipterum, 1017 nucleotides long. RefSeq names its product Ecdysone-induced protein 63F 1 (gene Eip63F-1). Gene Ontology annotation, cellular component: cytoplasm. The record is from RefSeq and is a predicted model, not a curated record. NCBI's taxonomy places the organism in Eukaryota, Metazoa, Arthropoda, Insecta, Ephemeroptera, Baetidae. Gene Ontology annotation, molecular function: calcium ion binding. The coding region runs from base 136 to 702 and encodes 188 amino acids. The transcript has 6 exons.
GGGCCCUCUCCUGCUGCACUGGAGUUGAGUAGUCGGCUUUCGCACACUUCUUGCAGCGGCAGAGCAGCUUUUGGCUGCUACUAAUCUUCCCUUGCUUCAAGUACUCUCGCGCUCACGUCGCAAACAGAAAGAAAAAUGCAGCGAGCAGCCUCUGUCACCAACAAGAAAGAAUGCGAAACCAGCAGGCCUAUUAACAUUGAAAACGAGCUCCAAAAGCUGCGAACAGCGUUUGGCCUGCUGGACCGAGACAGAGAUGGACGCGUGACCGCCGGCGAACUGCAGCACAUGCUGACAAACUUGGGAAUCAACGUCAGCUCCGAUUACCUCGCUGAACUUCUUACUCAGGCCAGCGAAUCAGGGGCGAGCUUGGUGAACGAGUCUGAGUUCCUGCAAUGGGUUACGCACAUUGAAGCUGUGACCGCUGCAGCCACAGAGUCAACUUCUGACGCGACAAACAGUCUGGCGAGCAGACUGAACUCGGUGUCCAUCGACGAGGAAGACGUCAGUGAAGACUUGCUCGCAGCGUUCAGAGUUUUUGAUAAAGACUCGAACGGAUUUAUCACGAGAGAUGAGCUAAGAACUGCAAUGGAAAUCAUUGGGGAGCCAGUGACUGAGAAAGAACUGAGUGAAAUGCUUAGCAUCGCAGAUAUCGACAGGGAUGGCAGAAUCAACUAUGAAGAGUUUGCAAAGUUGCUGUCAUAAGGGAAAGAGGCUGAAAUAGAUUUUAAGACGUUGAAAAUUAUUAUUCCUGAUGCUGUGAGAUCAAAUUAAUUAAUCUACUAUAACUUUUAAUUUGCGAAGUGGUUAUGUUCGUGAUGAAUUCUGUAUUUGAAUCGCAAACCCUCAGGUUUUAAUUGUUUCUCUCAGAAUAGUCACUGUAAUCCUUUAGCUCAUAGUUUAGUAUUAUUUUCAUUAAGUGUUUUCUCAGAGCUAUUUUUAAAACAAUGCUGUUGCAGUUGUAUGUUGUUAUAUCUGUGCACAAUUUUAACUUGUGUGCAUUAAAUAAAGUUAUAUAUA